This is a messenger RNA of Malaya genurostris, 2051 nucleotides long. It is a transcript of the gene cin, whose product is annotated as molybdenum cofactor synthesis protein cinnamon. The transcript has 5 exons. The coding region runs from base 161 to 1987 and encodes 608 amino acids. Gene Ontology annotation, cellular component: postsynaptic membrane; dendrite; postsynaptic specialization. NCBI's taxonomy places the organism in Eukaryota, Metazoa, Arthropoda, Insecta, Diptera, Culicidae. Gene Ontology annotation, molecular function: molybdopterin molybdotransferase activity. Gene Ontology annotation, biological process: glycine receptor clustering; postsynaptic neurotransmitter receptor diffusion trapping; molybdenum incorporation into molybdenum-molybdopterin complex. The record is from RefSeq and is a predicted model, not a curated record.
GUUGAACCCGUUACUUUCCACAGCAUUGUGUUAGAUGUAAUAGCCUCUGUUCUAAUGAACGCUAAAAAUGAUUAUUUUGUUUUGUUAUCAGUUGUUCAAGCACCGCCGUACGCGGUAAUUCGUUUUGAUAUUCCGUUGUAGCGCUUCCUUUCGAAUAAAAAUGAAAUUUACUGUGAUCACAGUAAGUGACACCUGCUCAAAUGGAACUGCAACUGAUACUAGUGGACCACAUUUGAUUGAUCUAAUCAAGAAUAAGCUAGGUGGAUCAGAUGUGAACUAUUUGGUUAUUCCUGAUGAAAUCGAGAUCAUAAAGCAAUCUCUUAUUUAUUCCGCUGAUGUUCUGAAGGUGAGUGCGAUUUUUACCACCGGUGGCACUGGCUUCGCACCCCGAGAUGUGACUCCUGAAGCGACCAGAGCGGUAUUGACUAAGGAAGCACCGCAAUUGUCACUGGCAAUGACUUUGAAAAGUCUCGAAAAAACUAAAUUCGCAGUGCUUUCGCGAGCAGUGUGUGGAGUUCGCAAUCGCACUUUGAUUACGAAUUUGCCCGGAAGUAAAAAAGCUGUGGAUGAGUGUUUUUCUUCAAUAGCCGAUGUAAUUCCUCAUAUACUACAACUUUUGGUAGAUGAUGUAGCGAAUGUUAAAAUAACACACUCAAAUAUACAGUCCGGAGAGUCAAAUGUUCAUAUUUGCCCACAUCAAACAGGAAAAGGAGGAGAUGACCGAAAUUCUCCAUUUCCAAUGAUUAAUGUGAAUGACGCUUUACAGACAGUUAUGUCGGCAGUUCCUUCUCAAUCGACCACCAAACGACAAAUCAGUAGAGUGAACAUUCCCCCAUUUCGAGCAUCAGCUAAGGACGGUUACGCGUUAAAAUCAAUCGGUGGCAAAGGAGUUAAACGGGUUGUAGAAUAUGUGGCUGCGGGAGACGGCAUAAUUCGUGACAACAUUAACAUUGAUGAAUGUUACAAGAUCAAUACCGGGGCACCCGUCCCAGAUCAAGCCGAUGCGGUGGUUCAGAUCGAAGACACAAAACUGGUGUCAUCAGACAACGAGGUCGAACAAAUUAUCGAAGUUUUAUCGGAUCCAACUCCCAAUCUCGACAUUCGUUCCGUUGGGAGUGAUCUGCGGAUGGCAGAGGAAGUUUUCGAAUAUUACUUUCCGUUGGAUGCAGCCCAACAAUCUUUAUUAGCAUCAAUCGGAGAACGGUCGUCGGUAGAAAAGCUAAAAGUGGCUAUUAUAUCAACCGGUGAUGAACUUAUUCAUCCAUACGAAGAGUUAGAUCAAGGAAUCUCUUUGGAAGGUAAAAUUUACGAUUCCAACACGACGAUGUUGGUGCAAAUUUUGAAACAGUUUGGAUUUAAUGACGACCAAUGUACGAUAGAACAGUUCGUUGUGAAGGAUGAUUACGAUUCACUUCGGCAAAUAAUAGAAAACAUAACCGGUUCUGUGCAUGCCAUUUUAUGCACUGGUGGAGUAUCAAUGGGUGAUAAGGAUUUCGUCAAACCAGUGUUGAAAGAUUUAGGAUAUGAUCUGAAGCUGGGACGAGUGAACAUGAAACCAGGAAAACCUUUUACUUUUGCAAGCAAACAAAAGACGAAAUUUUUCGGUCUACCGGGAAAUCCAGUAUCUGCCUUUGUUACGUUUCACAUCUUCGCACUUCCAGCUCUUAAGAAAUAUUUGAGCUACAUCAACGACGCUCCAUGCAAUCCAGCUAAGCUUCAACUUCCUCGAAUAACCGUAGAGCUAAUCACUGAAAACUACGAGCUAGAUCCUCGACCAGAGUACGCUCGAGCUAGUGUUUUUUCCCGUGAUGGAAAAUUGUAUGCAAAAAUCACCGGUGCCCAAAUCAGUAGCCGAUUAAAAAGCAUUGUUGAUGCCGAUGUUUUACUUCAUCUUCCACCACGUUCAGUUACGAAGGCAACAGUGACCAAAGGAGAACUACUAACAGCUUCAGUUCUGAAAUUUGAUUUCAUCUCCUCCUAUGAUUGAUGUAAGAAUCUUCAUGACAUACGAGGUAGCUUAAUAAAAUUCAAGCUUGUUUGUAGAAUGAAAA